UCAUUAGUUAUAUAAUAAUAAAAAUGGGAAAGAAAGAAACUAUUCCAUGUCCUCCUCAUGUUAUCAAACCAAUUUUUGAACAAUUAAAAUCAAAAUUAUAUACAAUAUCACAGUUACGAAAGAAUUACGCGGUGAUUCCAGUCAUAGCAGUUCAAUUGACUGGCUUAGCUAUGAUUGGUUAUUGGACAUAUCAUCGUUUAUUUGUCACGACUAUUGAUGUGCAGCUAGGAUCACAAAGAUGGGAAAUGACAUCAGAUUCUGAAUUUUUUGACCUUAGAUAUCCUCGUUCACUCAAGAUGUUUAAAAGAGACAAGAUAGAACCAGCAAUUGGACUUGAUAAUCGUUAUCGUUUAAUGCGAGGUGAGCGAAUGCUUGAUGCAAAAGGAAAUAUAACAAAUGAUUAUGGUGAUCCUCCUGGAGUAAAUAGCCUUGAAGAGCUUGCUCAACAAAGUCAAAAAAAAUAUGCCCUAUCAAAAUAAAUAAAUGACAUUUCAAGAAAAACUUAAUGUCCAAUAAAUUCAUCAGAUAUUUUAAAUUAAUCAUAAUAAUUUAGAUAUGAAAAUCAAAAAAGGGAAAGAUUAUAAUCUUGCUAAUAUCCUAUAUCAAAAUUUAAAUUUGGAAUAAAUUUAAAAACCUCAAAAGUCACAACUUAUUGUUGAUUUGGUAUUUCUGGUAUUUAACUAUUAUUCAACAUCAAUAGUUUAAAAAAAAAAAAACAAGUGCUAAAAUUUAUUUUAUACAGUUAUACUGAUGGUCUUGAUCACAGAUAAAAUUAAUUAUGCUUUGAAGUUGUGCCAGGACAUAAAGCAUCACCACCACCACCACCACAAACUUUGAAGCAGCAAAUUUAAAUAUUUUUGUUUUUCUUUCAACAAUUGGCUAUAUAAUUUUAUUUUUGAUUAAAAUCUAAAUUGAUACAAAAAUACUAUUGUUAAUAAUAAUAAUAAUGGUAGUAAAUAAAAUGGACAUUUACAAAUUUGUAGAUAAAAGAUCAUAUCGUGUUUCUUGUUGAAUAAAAAAUAAUAAUAUACUUAACAAAAUUAAGAAAAAAAAAAAAAUCAAUGAAAAUCUUGUACUCUUGAUAUUAAUUGCAUUUCAUGGAAAAUACUUGUUAAUAGACUUUUUAAAUUAUCUGAAGUGUACAUGCACCAGUGUCUCCGAUAAUUGUACGUGAUUAAUCGAAAUAAUACUUGAGAUUAUUCACUAAUAAAACAGAGCUGCCUUGUUCUUGUCUUUUCAACUUAGCAUCAUCAACAUAAGACUUAUUCAUUGUUAUUUUAUUUUUAAAAAAUAUAAAUAAAAAAAUCCACCUACACAGAGUGACAUGUACGUGUAUUA
Messenger RNA from Aphidius gifuensis, 1338 nucleotides. RefSeq lists its product as uncharacterized. NCBI's taxonomy places the organism in Eukaryota, Metazoa, Arthropoda, Insecta, Hymenoptera, Braconidae. The transcript has 4 exons. Bases 24 to 479 code for a protein of 151 amino acids. The record is from RefSeq and is a predicted model, not a curated record.